This is a messenger RNA of Mya arenaria, 8967 nucleotides long. RefSeq lists its product as uncharacterized. NCBI's taxonomy places the organism in Eukaryota, Metazoa, Mollusca, Bivalvia, Myida, Myidae. Gene Ontology annotation, biological process: negative regulation of transcription by RNA polymerase II; hormone-mediated signaling pathway; cell differentiation. The record is from RefSeq and is a predicted model, not a curated record. Gene Ontology annotation, molecular function: zinc ion binding; RNA polymerase II cis-regulatory region sequence-specific DNA binding; nuclear receptor activity. The coding region runs from base 314 to 3685 and encodes 1123 amino acids. The transcript is spliced from 13 exons.
GUCAGCGAAAGUUCACUGCAGUGUGGUUGGUUAUCCUCAGAGUCGCCAAAUGGAGGCAAAUAAUUUAUGAUUUGUGGCAUAUUUUCCAGCAAAAAUGGUGUACUAUUGAAGGAAAUAGUUAACUCUUAACACAGUUAUGAAAUAAACAAUUUUGAAGGAUAUUAAAAUUCAUGGUUGGAUUUCCUUGGACUUGAUCAUCAACAAAUUUCAAGGUCAGGGUUACUACACGGAUUACUCAACAUUGUGGGCUUGGAGGUAGCGAACAGACAGACAGACGAAGGGAAAGGCCGUCCCAUCAUCCUGUAACCUGGUCAUGUCUGUAAUUAUGGGCAAAGAAGCCAGUUUAGAUGGAUUGGAAUUCGACGGAGACACUGUGUUGUGCCGAGUGUGCGGUGAUAAAGCGAGCGGGUUCCAUUACGGAGUACAUGCAUGUGAAGGAUGCAAGGGAUUUUUCCGGCGCAGCAUACAACAGAAGAUUCAGUAUCGGCCAUGUUUAAAGAAUCAACAAUGCAACAUCAUGCGCGUGAACAGAAAUCGUUGCCAGUACUGCCGUCUGAAGAAAUGUAUAGCUGUGGGCAUGUCCAGAGAUGCUGUGAGGUUUGGAAGAGUUCCGAAGAAAGAAAAGGCCAGAAUUAUCGAACAGAUGCAAAAGAGCAAUCUUCAGAUGGUUGCUACGGCGAUGACCUCUGUACUUUCCCAGCAGGACCUUGUACAAGCUGUCAUUAUGGCGCACCAACAGACGUGUGACCUUGGGCCUGAAAAGGUCAAGGUCAUGAGAGAAAUAGCGCUGCUACAGAAUGACUAUGUGGACUGUCCAGCUCAUAUGGCCUGCCCUCUGAAUUUCAAUGUCAGUAGCGAUUCUACUGACAACCAAGAUUGGACAGAUUUCUCGGAAUUCUUCGCCCCCGCCAUCAAAUCGGUCGUGGACUUUGCAAAAUUGAUUCCUGGUUUCCUACUUCUCAACCAAGAUGACCAGAUUGUACUGUUGAAGGCUGCCACGUUCGAGGUAAUGUUGGUCCGUAUGGCGUGUUUGUUUGACAUGGAAUCAAACACAAUGAUGUUUGCGCACGGGAAGUUGUUUCGGCGGCAGACAUCAGGGCUGUCAACAAGUGUGGGAUUUCUGCUGGACUCCAUGUUUGACUUUGCUGAACGGUUCAACAAACUGGCAUUAACAGAAGACGAGAUUGCGUUGUUCUCAGCGGUGGUCUUGCUCUCUCCAGAUCGUCCUGGCUUACGUCAGACAGAGCAACUGGAGGCAAUACAAAGCAAACUGACGGAAUCUCUCCAGAAUCUGAUGAAUACGCACCAUACAGAGGAUAACACGCUCUUCGCAAAACUUGUCAUGAAAACACACGACCUGCGAACUCUCAACGCGUUGCAUGCGGAAAAAACUGUUGGUCAGGGGGAGAAAGGAGAAGAAGGGGACUUACAGGAUGGACAGGCCGAUAACAGGUCAGACGAUUCUCCACCAGCCGCCGACUCCCUGUCGUCAGCAACCCACAAUUCCUCGUGUUCGACGAUGGACAUGUCGUCAUAUGGAAGCAACAGCUCGCUCCUGUCCUCCCAUUCCCGCUAUUCCGAGGGUGCAACGGGACAGUCACCAUCACAGGUUGUGUUGAAAACGCCUUACGGUACAUUUUACCGCGAGGAUACAGGGUAUUAUGGCAUGAUGCAAGAACAGCCUCGUCGCAGGUGUCAUACGCUAGAUCGGGACUCAAUCUCCCGUCCUCGUCUUCACACCAUCGACGAACGUUCAAGGAGGCGUUACACAAUGGAUAAGGAAUAUAUUUCAAAGGUUGUUGGUCGUUUAAGUGACAGAUUAGAACAACAGGGACAUGUGAAUAGCAUGCCAGGAUCAGUGAAUAAUUCUAACGCUUCGUCACCUGUUCCGAUUUUAGAAGAGCAAUAUUCCUACAGAAACUUUAUUCCCAUUUCCACACCAGACUCGAGCGCAUGCAGUUCACGUACGAGCCCAUCAUUUCAUCCAUUUGCUUCAUCACCGAACUCGCCCCGUCCGAGAUCAGAUUCGCUUGGUCCUGAUGAUUUGGGUCCGAUGCGACCAAGAUGCGCUAGUUUCCAUGUCAACUCUGAGAGUAAUGGUUCACCUGGAGGACGGCCGUACCCAAUGGACCGGGAUUAUUUGACGCCCGACGGACAGCACUUUAGAAUGCCGCCAGAAAUGCGCCGAGGCAGUGUGGGGGCAUCGUAUGGACUUCAUGCCAAGAAAAAAUCGCUUCUGGUUGAUCGACAUCCAGCGUAUCUUGCACAAGCCGCUGAUAUGAACAUGUUCCGUAAACUUGAGAAACAACGGUCACCCCUUGCAAACGAAGAUACGAAAAAGAUGCAGCAGCAGCCAUUAAGCAGCGGUGGGAGCGCGUUCGAGCAGGUCCCGCGACUCUCUGUCCCGCUAUCCUCAACAUGGGGUCUGAAUUUGCCCCGCCCUGAACAUAUGGAGCCUCCCAAAGUGUCCGUUACUGCUCCAACUGAGGAAUUUAACCAGCAGAAUGGGAAUAACUCUGUUGUUAAAAGAGGAUCAGAAAUUUGUGUACAAGUUAGCUCCCCUAAUGACUCUUCAAUUAGCUCAGAGAUGGAGGGACAAAAUGUCAACUCGGAUGAAUUGUUUCAUAAAAAGUUUGAUAAGUUUAGGCAUAUGGCUGCACAUUCCGAUGAGAUGACGAAAAUGGAAGAUCUGACAAUUAACGAUGACUCGAUGGAAAGUGAGGAAAUGGUAAUUGACGAGACUUAUUACGGUGAUCAAUUACAUAAUUCUUCACAGGCAGCAUUUGACAAAUCGAGGAAAUCGGCCGGAGAGGCCCAUCCACAGUUACUUGCCCAAUUGAAAUCUGGUCCGCAGUUUAAGCCCACUAUUCACCCUGCUUUUCCAUUGACGGCUGGUCCGACGUUUGGAGAGCAUUCCCAGCUUAAACAACACAGUCUCAAUACAAGUGCAAUGGACGCUAGCAUCAUGAAAACAAGCAGCAAUAUCUCGCCAAAUAGUGUAGUUCUGUCUGUUCCGCAGACACCAUACCCGAGUCAAAGUUCACCGAAUUCAUCCCAGUCAGGUUCACUGAUGAGUAACCACCCAUGUUUACAAAACAUUCUGUAUCGUCCCCCGAACACUUCACCAAACACAAAGUCAGCUAACGAACAGUACUUUAAUAAUUCCAAGUCCCCAGGUGCUACACCAAUAAAAACUGAAAUGUCACGAAAAUAUCCCAGCUCAGAUUGUCUAAGUGAGUUAGCUCCCUCAGAGAGUUCUGAGUCCUCUCAAACUCACCAAAGCAUUCGAAAUGGUCAUGCCAUGUCACCGCCUGGCAUGUAUGCCCCCAUGUACACCCAAAGGCCGGGGCUAAAUGGCUCCCAAGGCAUGAUGGGAAAUCCCUACAUGGCUUAUCAGCAUAUGAUGUUACAACACCAGCAGCAGCAACAACAACACCAGCAGCAACAACAACACCAGCAGCAACAACAACAGCAGCAACAGCAAGGUGCCGGUGUUAGAAUGUCACAGUUUAAUAAACACCUAGCAGGUAUGCAACAAAUGGUGUAUGGCGGGAACCAACAACACUUGCGCAGGAGCAGCGGUGGUGAUCUGCCCUUGAAUCUCACACAAGCACCUGCUGGUUACCAGGCAACAGGGGAGGGAACUGAGCUGAACAGGAAAAUCAAAGAGGAAGUCAUAUCUUAACAGUGCUUUCCCCUGUUUUAGAAAAAUUACAAACAGUGCUCUCCCUUUGUUUUUGAAUCUCCAUAUAUGUUACAGUGAAAAGAUAGAUGUGUUUUUCUGGAUAUUUUGUUUAAUAAUAUCUAUAAAUUAUUCUUAUAGGGCAUUCAUGGGACAAAUGCUCAACUGAUAAUACAUUAUAUGUUGAUUAACAUUUUUCCUCCAUCUUGCGCUUUAUUGCCUUUAAGAUCUAUUGAUAAAUUUAUGGGUUUUAAGUUAAAAUAUGAAAUAACAUUUCCGAAAGUUAUGCUAGAAAUGAACAUAGACUGCUGAUUAACUGAUAAAAAGAUUGGCAUAAACUCAAAAAGAUUUAAAGCAUUGUACCUACAUUAAAAGUUUAUUUAAAUUAUUCCAAAAAAAUCAUAUUAUUGUAUUCAAAUUUACUGGAAUGUCCAAUAUUUUAGAAUCAGUGAUGAUCGUUAAGAGUCAAAUAGAAUAUAAUAAUAUUUAAUGUUAUAAUAUUAUUGUUUUAAUCUAUUCUCAUUCAGUAAGAGUGUACAUAAAAAUUUACUCUUGAUUAAGGAGCUAUAUUAAGGAGAUUUUGUUCACUUCAGAACAAAAUGAAGUGAUGGAAUUUUGAAGUUCACUCCAUAAUGAGUAUAAGAUCAUAAGAAUAUUUAUCAGAUUAAUUAAAUGUUGGUUGCAUCGACAUUAAAAGAAUAUUUCUAUAAAAAAGAUUACAGGGGAUUCUCUCAGAUUUUAUGUUGGAGAAAAUUAAUGACCUUUGCUUUAAUACAGUUAUUUCAGACCAAAAACAAAACAGCAACUAUCAGAAUGAUACUCACACCUUUAGACAGUGUUUGUAUAAACAUCAACCCUAAUUAUUUUAAUAAGCAAUAGCUUAAUUAAAUUGAGCAUAUUUUGGAUUAAAUGAGGCAAAACUCAUAGGGCCAUGAUUACCACCAGUCUUAUUUCAGUGUAACUGCCCUUCCUUAUAAGUUUUGAUGAUGAAAUAAGCUUAGUUCGAUUACAAUUCGGAACUAAUUUAUAUCUAUUUUCGUAAAUUGAAUAAAAUUAUGAUAAUUCUUUGUAGUUUGAUAAAAGUGCUUUUCUGAGCCUGAGUCUAGACUUGGAUUGGAGACUUUUUGUUAUCAUGGCCCCAACCUAUAAAAUAUGAGAGGGUCCCUUUUAGCUAAAUGCUUGUUAUUCCCAACUGUGUUGAGUUUACGGAGAUGUUGUUGUUGUUUUUUCCUGUAAAUAUUUUGCAAUAUAGACAACUGUUUUGGAAUUGCCCAUUGCUUGUCAAAAUGGUCAUUUCAUGUAUAUAAUAAAAGGACUGAUAAGCCAUUUGGCGUGCAAUGGACAAAGUAUCAGUGCUAUUAAUAAUGUGACAAAAGUAUUUGUUGGCAGUUAAAUAAAUGUAAUUAUUCCCAUAUUGAUAGGGCAACUAAAAAACGACAAUUUUUCGGUCUGGGCUGAUUUUUACUUUGCCAGAUAUCAAUGAAAAUUGGAUUUUAAAAGAUAUUUUUUCUUUAUUAUUUUGGAAAUACAAGUACCUGUAAUGAGGAGGUUUCAUAAUAUAUUUCUAUUCUUUGAUAGAAAAUUCUGUAACAGGUAUCAAAUUGUCAAACAUUGAUAUUAAUCUUUUUCCUAGAAACUUCGUAUUUCAAGCUUUUAUUAUGUGAAUAACUCAAGUUCAAAUGUUUUGAAAACAUAGGAAUUUUUUUUUAGUAAAUUCAUAAACUACAAAAGCCUAUCCCUGAGAUAUGGAAUUUGCUUCAAAUUGAAGUGUGUUAUCAUUUUUUCCUAUGCUCAGUUAGGCAUCUUUAUUUGUAUUGUUAUUAAAUUUGUCCUCAUAUUUUCAAUGAAAAUAUAUUCUUGGGCUAACAUCAUUUCAUUAUUAUGGGCUAACAUCAUUUCAUUAAAAGAAAUAAACACUUCAGCAUAAUUUCUGGAAUAAGUCCCUUAAAACAGGAUUAUUAGUAUAGUAAUUUUCCCCUUUUAAACUGUCCUGAGAAUUUUAAACGGAAAUUAGCUUAAUGGUUAUCCAGAUGAACAUUAAAAUGGAAGUUAUUAUUUAUGAAAUAAAAUAAUCAAAAAAUAUGCUCGUCAGGCUAAAGAUUUUCUGAGCAGUUGGGUAAAAAAAAAUGACAAAACUUUAAAUAUUGGUGUUGUUUUUCGACAAAAUAAAUGACAACAGGGUGAGGGUUGUCUAAAUGAUAAGAUGUCAGCCUCUCGCCCAAGAGGUUUUUGUUUUGCACCCAGGGAUACUUUUUCAUGGCUUUUCAAAAUGAAUACCAGGGUCCAAUUUCUCGAAACAUUUUUGAAAAAUCGUUAAAACAGGAUUAAGCUAAGCUGACUAUUUUUGUUUCAGUAUACUUUCAUUAAUUCUCUCAUUUUAAAAGCUUUUGGGAUUAUUACAAAAUGGUAUUUGAAAUAUAAUCCUGAUAUACUACUUUUCGCUAUAUGCAGACGAGAGUAAAACAAUGUAUUACGAUAAUUAGUCUAAAUAAAAUAAGGGACUUGAGCCCGUUAUGUUUGUGAAGUUUCGAGAAAUUGGGGUCAGUACUCCGGUUUCUAUUCAGGAGACGGACUUCCGAGAGAUUCUAUUAGCUAUCAGCUUUUGUCACUUUCGAGCUAAAAAGAAAUUACUUAUUAGUAUAAACUAAAUUUACAUACUAAAUACAUGAGAUGAGUAUUUUACUUUUUUAAUGUUCUUAGGUUAUUUUGGAUGUACAUUUGGAUAAGAUUUUUUAAUUGAUGUAAGAAAUUUUACAUUAAUUAUGUAAUAACAUAAAUUAUGUUAUUAAUGUCGGAACAAUGCAAAUAUUGUUUCUUUACUUUGUUCUUGUACAAAUAUUUAUUAAAGUCAUAUCAUGGCUCAUAAACUAUUCCUUUUGUGUUUAUAUUAAUUGAUUAUUUAUUUUAGACCUUUAUUCUGUACAGAAUAUGAACUUUUUUUGUUAAUAUCUUGAAGCGCUUUUAAAAUGAUAUGGUUUGUAUUAUGUUGUUGACGAUGGUGUUGAGAAAUAUUCCACAUAUUUUCAUUUGUCAUGAAAUUACAGUGUGUGUUUCUGUUACAAAUAAUAUUUACAGAUUUUUGACACCAUACAGUUACAAUUUACAUUAUACAUAAAUCUUUUUUCACUGUUCCAAAAAGUUGGUUAAAAUAUGGUUUUAAGUAAAUUAUUUAUUUAAAUUCCUUGACUUAAUGGCUAGGGAUGAAAUUAUACUUCUUGGUGUUUGCAAUUUUGAGUUGACCAAUGACAAUCGAGGAUUUUUCAAAUUUCUGUGAAGUGUUCAAAAGUUUUACAUAAAUCGAUUCUGUCGAAUGCAUCAAAAAGUAAUUUUAUAGAAUAAUUAUUUCUAUCAGACUAUUUCCCCCCCUACUUGUUAAACUAGUGUCAAUAGUAGUCAUAUACUUUGCAUUUUUGUGGCAGUCAACGUGGCUCGAUGAUUUUUCAAAUUUCUGUUGACGCCUGCUCUAUAUUCUGACCCCAAUUUCUCGAAAAUUCUUAAGUCCCUUAUAACAGGAUUAAGCUAAACUCACUAUUUUUGUUGUUCUAUAAUAUGCGUUAUAUUUACUUCUUUAAAAAAAAUUACAAAUAAUAUAAGAAAAAUCUGUAUACAUGCUUAUUAAAAGAAACCGUUUUUCAUUUAUCAAAAUCCAUUAUUUGUAUGUAUUUUGGCUAUUUAAAAUAAGCGACUUAAGUCUGAAAAGCUUAAGAAGUUUCGAGAAAUUGGGGCCUGUAGAUUGCCAAAAUUACACUGGAUGUUACUGUUUCUAUUAAAAAAAGAAUCUGAUACCAUUUGAACACAUUUUGAAUAUUUUUUUGCAAACAUGACCACUGUUAGAGAAACUUUUUUUUUCGCUGAUUUUAUCGCAUAUGCUGCUUCUGUACAUAAAUAUCAUGCUGUUAAUUCUUUGUUAAUGUGUUUAUUUUAUUUUUAAGUAUAAUAUUUAUUGAAAGGUUGUUUUGAUUGCAAGCUUCUGUUGUGCUUUGUUUAUUAUUUAUAUUCGUAUACAUUGACUGUAUACUGUAAACAUUUGUAUGAAUUGGAUUUCAUCGCUUCUUGUUAUGUUUAGUUUUAUAUGAAUCCAUGAAAAGAGUUUGCUGUAAUUGUAGUAAAUAUACUUGCAGAAUGAAGUUGCUGUGUUAAAUAAAAAAAAUAUACCAUAUCCAAAAUAAUCCUUAAAUAAUCGAACGUUUAUUAAUGAUUAUUUAUUUAUGGAAGUUGUCAAAUGUUAUGAAUAAAUUCAGAAUAAGAUUUUGUACCAAAUUGCAUUAAUAGAUAAAAUAAUUAUUUAAGAUGUGUUUCAAGGUCACAUUUUGAUGAAAACCAUGCAAAGUUACUACACUUUUUGCUUGUAUAUUAUCAUGGCACUUUAUUUUUUUAAUUCUGAAAACAUACAUUGCAAGUAAUUAUUACUAUCUUACGAACUUUACAUUUUAAGAGCUGAUAAAAGUCUUUAAUAAAUGUUAAGAAAUGUACAAGGUACAAGUAUGACAUGCAAAAAUAAAACAUUAGCUUACGGACCUAUUUUACAACAUAUAAGGCAUUAUGACCACAAUAGAAUUUCAUUAAGAAUAUAUAAUUCAUUCUUAUAACAUUCUUUUGCAAAAAAGUAAUCAUGCAUGUUCAUGUUAUAUCAUUUAGGUUGGAAUUAUUUUGUAAGUUAACAUAUGAAUUCUAUCACAAUCAAGUCAUCUCCUGUCAAGAAAUUCGACAAAAAAACAUCUGAGUGGUUGAGAAACCCAGAGAUAACUGUUUUUGAUCAAAUGAAAUUAAUUUGCUAUCUGAAAGAUAUUUUAUCACAUUUCUGGAACUACCGUAGGCUUUUUAUCAAAAAAUGUGAUUCUUUUUUAAUAUGCAUGGAGUGUAUUUUCUGAAUAAAUGUUAUCUACAGUAUCAUAGAAUAGUUUGACCCUUUUAGAUUUCAAACAAUAAGAAAAAUGUACAAUAGCAUUAUCAAACACACGGUUACCGGUAAUAACAUGUACUUGCUGAUUUUUUAUUACGCUAAAGAUGAUCUUUAUAAACUUAAGCUUCAAAUUAAAUUCUAAAAUAUUUGUAUUGAAAUAUACAUGGACAUUUGAAUAUGUUAAAAUGAAUUACACUUGAAAAUAGCUUGUAUAGUGAUUUGAAAAUAGUAAAAUCUUGUCUGCAUUUCUGUAAAUCAUUGCAAAAUCGUGUGACUUAUCUCGUGUUUCAUUGAUUCAAUAUCAUGCAUUCAAUAUUGUCACAACACUUUGUCAAGGAGCAUGAGCAUACUAUGUGGUAUUAAAAAGAGAAAUAAAAAAUAA